Messenger RNA from Eucalyptus grandis, 2200 nucleotides. Its product is annotated as UPF0481 protein At3g47200. The coding region runs from base 597 to 2042 and encodes 481 amino acids. The transcript is spliced from 4 exons. The record is from RefSeq and is a predicted model, not a curated record. NCBI's taxonomy places the organism in Eukaryota, Viridiplantae, Streptophyta, Magnoliopsida, Myrtales, Myrtaceae.
CAAUGCAAAGCAAGACCUUAGAAAACCUCACUCCCCUCCUUCCCAAACCUCCGAUUCCGAGCUCUUCCGAUCCUCGAUCAUCGUCCUCGCCGUGUCGAAUUAGGUUCCGAUCGGCUAAUCGAGCGUGGCCUGGUUGGUCUACAGCUCCGCGUCUCCGAUGAUGUGAGCUCCGGGCUUGAGGACGUCAAAAUUGUCGAGGCCUCGGAUCACGAUCUCUCUCGGUCGUUCUGGUCAGGUAUGUGCCGCUUUAGCUCCUUGGCGUCCUCUUAUGAGAUCUUUGGAUCAACUGACGUUUGUUUCAGAUGGACUCAUUGGCUCAUUGGUUCACGAAUUCCGCGGUAGCUUCAGUUUCGUUGUUUGGGCCUGUAUUGACUGCGAUGAUAUGGUUUUGUUCGAUCGGUUAUGAUUAGGCGUAAGGUUGAUACGUGCUCUGCUUUUCUGGAGAAAUAUGUUUGAUUCCAUGAUCAGUCGAACCCCGAGGGAGGCUCUACUGUCGGAUAAUUGAGCUUGUUCUUUGCAUUUUUAGCAUGCCAAAGGCAAUUUAGUUGUCCUUUGAAUGCUCGUGAAGCAGCGGAACCUUUGAAACUUGUGGAACUAUGUCUUCUAUGGAACCGGACAAGUCCGACUCGAUUGCCCCACUUGACAAGAGCCUCCAGUCCAUGCGCUCCGAUGACGAGGAGCAAUGGUACUGGAAGAUGCGGUCCAUCUACAGGGUCCCCGCACGAAUCACCGCCCCCAACCGCGAGGCCUACCAGUCACAAGUUGUCUCCUUCGGCCCCUACCACCACGGCGAGGCCCACCUCCUCCCCAUGGAGGAACACAAGCACCGCGCUGUCCGCCACUUCCUUAAGCGGUCCAAGAAGCCUAUGGAGCGCUUCUUCGAGUCCCUGAGGGAGGUGGCGCAGGACCUUGAGGAGAGCUACGACGCGCUGGAUCCGAAGUGGAAGGCAGGCAGCAGUGAGGGCGCGGCACGCCUGUUCCUGGAGCUGAUGAUAACUGACGGCUGCUUCAUGCUCGAGAUCUUGAGGUUCGCAACCAACGAGGUGGAUGACUACGCGCCCAACGACCCCAUCUUCAGUUACCACAGGACCAUCCACAUAAUGACAGACAUUUGCAAGGAUAUGCUGAUGUUGGAGAAUCAGCUUCCGAUACUAGUGCUGGAUCGGCUGGUGGCUGUGGAGAGCGAUGGCAAGAAGGACGACGAAUUCGUCAGCAGGCUCCUCCUCAAGGUCUUCCCGCUCCUCAGCAGGGGCAUCACAAGGUCGGGCAAAUGCUUGCACGUCCUGGACGUUUUAAGGAACAGCAUGCUGAUGGAGCCCGAGAAGAAGGACGAGGAGGACGACGAAUCCGUCAACAGGUUCAUCCUCAAGUUCCGCUCCCCCAGCAAGGGCAUCACAUGGAUGGGCAAAUGCCUGCAUGUCCUGGACGUUGUCAGGAACAGCAUGCUGAUGGAGCCCAAGAAGAAGGACGAGGUGAAGAGGGAGGACAUUCGGGAGAUUAUACAAUUGGCCUCGGCCACCGAGCUCAGCGAGCAUGGGAUCAAGUUCAAGAGGAGCAAGACCGACGGCAACAAGGACAUCUCCUUUGCGGGUGGGGCCCUGACGCUCCCCAAGAUCUGGGUGGAUGAAAGCACCAUGUCCAAUUUCCUCAACUUCACGGCGUUCGAGUACCUCCAUGUCGGGAUUGAAAACGAGGUCAUGUCCUACAUCUACUGCAUGGACCAAAUAAUCAACACCGGGCAGGACGUUGCGCUGCUCCGCGCCCAGGGUAUCAUCGGGAAUUAUCUGGAGAGCGAUGAGGCUGUAGACAAGAUGUUCAACUCGCUGGGCAAGGUUGUGACGAUCAACCCCAGCCGCAGCCUCAGGGACGUGCUCGAGAAGGUCAACAAGUACCGCAAUAAGCGCUGGAACAGGUGGAGGGCUAAUCUCAUCCACACCUACUUGAGGAAUCCUUGGGUUGCAUUGUCUCUCAUCGCUGCCGUCUUCCUCUUUGCGCUCACCAUAAUUCAGACUGUAUAUUCCGUGCUCGGCUACUACAAAUGAACACUUUGCCUCUCAGUACAACAAUAUACUGUCUUUUUUUCCACUUUUUUUGGUUUUUCUCCUGAUGACGGAUGCUCGAUCAUCGUCUCUUGAUCGGUUUGGGUUGUUAUGAAUGAUUUUCCUCCUGCUUUCAGUCAUGUUCAUAUCCCUUUUCAAUG